This is a messenger RNA of Musca domestica (house fly), 10656 nucleotides long. RefSeq names its product intersectin-1 (gene Dap160). NCBI's taxonomy places the organism in Eukaryota, Metazoa, Arthropoda, Insecta, Diptera, Muscidae. Gene Ontology annotation, molecular function: calcium ion binding; protein binding; molecular adaptor activity. Gene Ontology annotation, biological process: endosomal transport; clathrin-dependent synaptic vesicle endocytosis. The record is from RefSeq and is a predicted model, not a curated record. Bases 1417 to 5172 code for a protein of 1251 amino acids. The transcript is spliced from 13 exons. Gene Ontology annotation, cellular component: cytoplasm; plasma membrane; clathrin-coated pit.
UGACGUUUGUGCCAGUAGUAGAAAAAAUUUUCAAUUCAUAUACACGCGAAAAAGAUAUUCCUGCAAAGAGAGCGAAAUUAAAUGAAUUAUUUUUGUUUCCCAUAUUAGAAUUGAAAGGAAUAUAUCUCGAAUUUGUGAAAUUAACAGUCGCAGUGCAGUCGUCGUAACAACAAGAGCAGCAGCAGUAGCAACAUCAGUGUCAAUAGCAGAGACCGAGAGUAGUGUGUAAAUGAGUUUUUGCCUUUCUGUAAUAACUCUCCUCUCUCUGACAACGUCAGCAUCGACGUCAACGUAGGCAGUGAAUGAGUGGCGGCAUAGGCAAGAGCAGCAAACGAAUAACUUUAACGAAAUAAUAACCAUUAAUAACACCAGACCAGUUGUAAAAGAAGAAGAAGAAGCAGCAGCAGAGAAAUUCCGUAGGAGGCGUUGGUGGAGAGAGAAAGAGAGUAACGAGUUGAGAACCCACAUCAUAUUUUGUUGCGGGUGGUGGGAGUCUAAACGCAAACGCAGUCGAACGUACGACAACAGAGGGAAUAAAACAACAACAACAACAAAACACCAGUUGUAGCAGGGCCAAGCAUAAGGAAUAGAAAAAAAGUAGUACAACUGCAAUAGCACCAAAAAACAACAAAAAAUAUAGCUAAAUAAUUACCCAUAAUAGUAGUAAGAACAAGAAGAAACUAUCAAAUAAAUCCUCUGCGUGCGUGUGUAUCCUGACCUCUUCCCAAAAGCCAGCAAAAUUAGUAGCAACAGCGACCGCCUGCCAUACACAUUUUUACCAAUCAAUCUCAGUGUCGACAAGAAAAUUCCUAUAGAGAGAUCUCAACAUAGUCUGAAAGACUUAAAAGAAAAUCCUACAAAAAAAGACAAACAACCAGAACAAACGCCUCUUGGUAUUCCCUGCAUGAAAGACAUAUAUUCUAGUUGGAGAAUAGCAAGGAACUAACAGCAUUGUAGAAGGGUGUCGUUGUCCUCACAACCAACCACUCAGCACAUCCAGCAGCGGAAGAAGCCAAAGUGUGUCACAUCAAAGUGCAUUUGUUGCCCCAAAUUUUGCCGAUGUGUCAUAUGAGCAGCAAAAGCAGCAGCAGCAUCACCACCACCAGCAACAGCCACAUUCUGAUGUAAAACUUUAGAAAUCUAGAAAUUAGAACAAACAAAAAGCCAACCAGCAGCCAUCCAUCCCUCCAUCCCCCACAACGAAGAGGAAGACGAAUAAUAGCAAACGAAAUCUUCUUGUUCUCAUUCUGGUCUCAUCCCCAGCAUCAUAUUCAUAUUUAAGUAGAAGAAGCGGCAGAAUUUCUUUUUUGAUUAACCGGAAAUUAGAAUUGCCUAAAAAUAGUUAGCAAUUACAUCGACCGUACCAGCAGCAGCGACAGUAACAACAACAACAGCGGCCACAAUCAAAUAUCCACCAUGAAUCCAGCAACGGAUCCCUGGAUUAUUACACAACGAGAAAAGCUGAAAUAUGUGGAGCAAUUUAAGGCUCUGCAGCCGCAGAAUGGUUUUGUUACCGGCGGCCAGGCGAAGGGCUUCUUCUUGCAAUCACAAUUGCCGCCUUUAAUACUUGGACAAAUAUGGGCUUUGGCUGAUACAGAUUCCGAUGGAAAAAUGAACAUAAGCGAGUUCAGUAUUGCUUGCAAGCUAAUCAAUUUGAAGCUACGUGGCAUGGAAGUACCCAAGGCAUUGCCACCCUCAUUAUUGGCUUCGUUGAGUACGGGUACCACACCAACACUAACACCAACAGGCGCUGGCAGCCUUAGUCCAAUGGAAGCAACAAAACCGGCCGUGGCAGCCGCCGUCUCAAAACCCGAAGUACCAGUCAUGCCAAAUACAGUUGCUGCCGCUGCAGCGCCCGUUACAGCAGCAGCUCCCAUGGUACCAAUGCCCGGUGCUGUGCCCAUUGUGCCCGGCAUGGUACCCGGUUCUUUGCCAGGCAUUGUGCCACAGGCUAAUAUGGCUCCGGCAGCCAUGGCUGGAAUACCACCCAUGCAACAGAUGACUGGUGCCGUACCAGUAAUGCCGGCCGCAAUGCAGGCGGGCAUGAUGCAUGGUGGUGUUCCAGGGGUGCCAGGUGUACCGGCUGUUGCCGGUAUGCCUGUGGUGACCCAACCAGCUGCAAUGCCAGGCAUACCGCCCAUGAUGCCCGGUGCCAUGGUGCCUGGUGUGGCACCAACUGCUGUUCCUGUGGCCGCAGCAAUACCCGGUGGUGUUGCACCGGCCAUUCCACCACCAGUUUCGGUGGCGGCCAAAGUAAUUUCACCACCAAAUGCCGUGGCUGCUACACCCACACCACCUGGCAGUAAUCCACCAAGCCGUAAUAUGUCCAUAUCCGACAGGGCACCCUCCCUGGAAUCACCACAAGGUGAAUGGGCUGUCAAGGCCCCAGCCAAACGCAAAUACACUCAAGUCUUCAAUGCCACAGAUCGCAACCGCACGGGCUACUUAACUGGACCCCAAGCCCGUGGCAUACUGGUACAAAGUAAAUUGCCACAGGCAACACUGGCCCAAAUUUGGACCCUCUCCGAUUUGGAUACCGAUGGCCGUCUGAGUUGUGAUGAAUUCAUUUUGGCCAUGUUUUUGUGCGACAAAGCCAUGAAUGGUGAAAAGAUACCAGCCACCUUGCCCGCUGAUUGGAUACCACCCAGUUUUCGCAAAAACAAAUCGCGGCAGGGUUCGGUGUCGGGUCCAAUUUCUCGUCCCGGUUCACAGCCAGGAUCGAGGCAUGCCUCGGUGUCUUCUCAGGGGGCGGGAGAUGCUGAUCCACUGGCUGGACUACCACAAACCUCUUUCGAAGACAAACGCAAAGAGAACUUUGACAAGGGUCAAGCCGAACUGGACAGAAGACGUAAACUUUUGCAGGAUCAACAGCGCAAGGAAAAAGAGGAGCGUGAACGCAAGGAACGUGAAGAGGCCGAGAAACGUGAAAAGGCCCGUCUGGAGGCGGAACGCAAACAACAAGAAGAACUCGAAAGACAAUUGCAAAAGCAACGGGAACUUGAAAUGGAAAAGGAGGAACAACGAAAACGUGAACUUGAAGCCAAAGAAGCUGCUAGGAAAGAACUGGAAAAGCAACGUCUACUGGAAUGGGAACAAGCCCGUAUUGCCGAAUUGAAUUCGCAAAAGCAGCGGGAGCAGGAGCGUGUACUCAAACAAAAGGCCCACAACACCCAAUUGAAUGUGGAAUUGAGUACCUUGAAUGAAAAGAUCAAGGAUCUCUCACAGAAAAUCUGUGAAACACGCGCCGGUGUAACCAAUGUCAAAUCGGUCAUUGAUGGCAUGCGUUCACAGCGUGAUACUUCCAUGUCGGAAAUGUCACAACUCAAAGCUCGAAUCAAAGAACAAAAUGCCAAAUUAUUGCAGUUGACACAGGAGAAAGCCAAAUGGGAUGCUAAGGCAAAGGCUGCCGGUGCUUCGGGCGAUGUGGGACAACAGGAACAGCUGACAGCGGCAUUUGCAAAUAAACAACUCGUAAUCAAACAACUAAAAGACAAAGUGGAAAAUAUACGCAGUGAAAUCGAAUCGAAAAAGGAAGAUAUCAAUUCACACGACAUUCAGGUGGCCGAAGUCAAGGCUGAACUCUCCGAGCUGAUUAAGAAAUGUGAAGAACUCUAUGCGGACUAUGAUAAGCAGCGAACACAAGUUUUGGAAAUGAAAUAUAACAAAAAGAAUGAAAAUGUCACGGCCACCUCAGCCUGGGAUACGGGUUCGGCAUGGGGUGCUACCACAACAUCGAGUAUCGAUCAAUAUGGUAUGGCCAAUGAUAAUAGUACCGCGGCAGCUGUGGCUGUUUCACCGGGAAUGGAUAAUGCUGUGGUGGCGGCGGAUACAAGUGGUCCAGCGCCUGAAGGUUUUGUUAAGUACAAAGCUGUUUACGAGUUUUCAGCACGUAAUGCCGAUGAGAUUUCAUUUGUGCCUGGUGAUAUAAUAUUUGUACCGUUGGAACAAAAUGCUGAACCCGGCUGGUUGGCGGGUGAGAUAAAUGGUCAUACGGGUUGGUUCCCCGAGACCUAUGUGGAGAAAAUGGAAGAGGAUUUGGCGGCCACGCAGAGUUAUACCACAGCCCAGGAUACCUAUAAUGAUAAUAGUCAGGGUUAUGGUACCACCACAACCGACACCGCAGCCGUUGCUUCCACAGAUGCUGCCUACAAUGGUGAUGUUGAAUACUAUAUUGCCGCCUAUCCCUACGAAUCCGCCGAGGCUGGUGACCUAACCUUCAGCGCCGGCGAAAUGGUUAUGGUGAUAAAGAAGGAGGGUGAUUGGUGGACGGGUACAAUAGGCAAUCGCACCGGCAUGUUCCCCUCAAAUUAUGUACAAAAGGCAGAUGUGGGCGGAGCGGGAACAGCGAUUACCGAUACAACAGCCACCUACGAUGAUGCCUACAGCAAGGACAACACAUACAAUGGCAAUGCUCACCACGAUCAAAUAACCGAAAAUGCUUCGACUGCUUUGCCAAGCGAUAAUACGCUCGCCGCCUCCGCCGCCUCCGAUACGCAAUUAACCAAUGAAAUGACCCCUGCCGCCUCAAAUGAUAUGCAAACUACCAAAGCUCACGAUGAUGCGGCAGCUGUGGCGGCCGAAGAGACACGUACAAACGAGGAACUGGAUACGGAAGUCUCACAAAUAAACACACAAUCUAACAAUAAGACACAAUCAAGUGAACCUGCUGAAUCGUAUAGUCGUCCCAUGUCACGUACUUCUUCCAUGACUCCAGGCAUGCGAGCCAAACGUUCAGAAAUAGCACAAGUUAUUGCACCCUAUGAAGCUACCAGUCCUGAACAGCUAUCCCUGACUCGUGGCCAACUAAUAAUGAUCCGCAAAAAGACCGAAACCGGUUGGUGGGAAGGUGAACUGCAGGCCAAAGGUCGUAAACGCCAGAUUGGUUGGUUCCCUGCCACAUAUGUUAAAGUAUUACAAGGUGGUCGGAACAGUGGUCGCAAUACACCUGUUUCGGGCAGUCGUGUGGAGAUGACCGAAACUAUAUUGGAUAAAGUCAUUGCUCUGUAUCCCUACAAAGCACAAAACGACGAUGAAUUAUCAUUUGAGAAAGAUGAUAUUAUCAGUGUACUGGGACGUGAUGAACCUGAAUGGUGGCGUGGUGAAUUGAAUGGUCUGACCGGUUUGUUCCCCAGCAAUUAUGUGGGUCCAUUUGUGACGUCCGGAAAUGUAUAACAAGUUAUGCCAGCACCAGCUUACUAAAUAAACCAAUAACAAAUUGCUACGAAGUUUUUUUGAAUUUAAGACAAACGUAAAAACAGCAAUAAUGAAUUGUAUUUACAUGGAAAUAAUUAAAAAAAAGAAAAGAAAAACAAAUUUAGAAAACUAGAAGAAGCCACCCCUAACAACAACAACAACAUAAAGAAUGAUUCCCCAACAAGGAAACUGGUAUAAGAUAUAAUUCCAAAAAAACAAGGUUAAAAAAUUAAACUAAAUCCUGGGUAUUAUUGAACAAAAAUAUUUAUGAAAACAAGUUGAAGAGAAAAAACAAAUGAAAGUCAUUAUUAGAGAGAAUUUUUUUGCAAUAUAAGAGAAUAGAAGUAAUGAAAUACGAAUCACACAUUUAGUCAUUCCAUAAUGAGUACUCAAAAAAACAAAAAAAAAAAAAAAAAUCAGAGACACACAUUCAAUUCACUUCACUUUAAAUGGAACAGAAAAUGGCAAAUGAUUGGAACCAAUAUCGAAAGAGAAAAAAAAAUUGAAAAAUCAAGGGAGUAACGAAAUUACUCCCUUGCAGGACUAUCUAUAUUUAAUCCCAUAAACAAAAGGCAGAAACGUAAAUUCAUAUGUAUUAAGGACAAUAUAAAGCUUUCUUAUAUAAUUGGUAAAAAUACAAAAAAAAAAAAACUUAAAUGAAUUAAAAUAUUAUUACAAAUGUAUUUGCAGAACUAAGAAAAUAAUUAAGCAUUCAUAUACAUAUAUACAGAAAAUUAAUAGAAAAAAAUUGAAACAAAAAUAUACAUACAUACAUAUAGAAAUAUAUAAAUGGGAAACACUUUACAAAAAAUAAUUAAAUUGUCAGACUAGUUGUUAUUAUUAAAAAAAAUACUAAAAAGAUUGAAUUAAUAACGGAUAUAUUUAAGGAAUAUAUAUUGUUGGAUCAAUGAUUAAGGGUGCCAUAGGGGAAUUUCCAAUUUUUUAGAAAUCGAAUAAAAAAUGUGAGCGGAAGGAUUUAAAAAAAAUUUUCACGCAAUCUGCAAACUUUUUUAAAUAAAUUAAAAAAUCUCGAUUUUUAUUUUAAGGAAGAAAUCGAUGAUAUUCAUUACCAAAAUGGUGGCUUUUAAAUAAUUAAAUUUUAAAUUUUUUGCAUAUUCUCAAGUUUUCCAAUGGAGCACUUAAUUAUUCAAAUGACAAUAUAUAUUCCAAAGAACUAUGAUAUUGCAAAGAAUAGUAUUGAUAUACAAAACAUAUACAUAUAUAAAGAAAUUCAUAGGUGUUUUUUUUGUGAACAUUUAUUAUUACAAACUUCGUUUCAACAUAACCUAACAAAAGUUUCCAAUUUAUAAAUAAAUACAUACCUAAAUAAAAAAAUGUUUUAAAAUGUGGAUUAGUUGUGAUAUGAGGAAGAAAAACUUAGGUUUUUGUUACAGCGACUCUAUUUAGAAUUCAGUUUAUUGCUCGUUUAAUAAUUUAAUAUUUAAAAAUGCAACAUAAAAAACUGAUUUCAAAACAGUUCAGGCCCAUUGCGCAUUUAUUUUGUUUUCCCCAAAAUAGUUAGGAGGCGUACAGGGUGUAAUGAAGAUGAAGGCAACAAUAAGCCAGUCUAAUUAUUUUUCCUGCAGGAAUUGUCUGGGCACUUCCUUCUUAGAGAGUAAGGUAGUUUAAAAACUCUUUUGUAAAAAACGGUUACAAAUAGGCUGACAGCAUACCUGUAAUAGUCUGCAAGUAAUGUUCAGACUUCCUAUGUUUUUAUUGUGAGUACGAUAUACUCCCGAGAAUAGGAGUUUCAUACGAAGUUCACUCCUCUCUCUCUUUUGUUUUAUGUGUCUCUCUCGUGUGUCCCGAGACACUAUUAAGAGUGGAAGUUAAAAUGCUCUAAAUAGAGUAAUAGUUUACUAGGCCAAACUAGAAACUGCUCUAUUGCUAGCGGAUUUUACUCUCACUCGAUAACAUUCAAAGCAUACUACCUGUUAUUCGAGUAUCAUAGAAAAAUGUUUGAUUGCUUUUUAUUAUUCGCAGGAGUACUCCAGUUCGAAUCCGAAUGAAGGACGAAACUAACUUACGGAACUAUGUGCCGGCAAACAGCUAAUAUUUUAAAACAAGACACUUUGUCGCCAAUAAAAAUAAACAAACCACGCAACAUUUUUGCAUUUUACUAAAACAAAACGGACAAUCAAAAGCAGCUGACUGAUAAUCGGAGAGGGAAGAAGAAGAAUUAUAAGUGGUUGCAAAAGGAGAUUUGUCCGGCAAAAAGUUACAAACUCUGAUUAAAAGAACUCUUCAUUCGUACUUUUCCGGGAACCAGACAUACUAAAAAGUUGCCUACUGAUAAAGGACCGUAAAAGUACAACAUUUUCGAUAAAACACUAAUCCUGAGAUUAUUGUUUUAUCGAUAAUCAUUUAUCAGUAGCCACAGACCAUUACUGAUCUUCCCCUUAGGGUCAUUUAAUUAGAAGAUGGUCAGGGUAUAUUGCCGUUUUUAUGCUUUUUUGUUCUUACUGUAUCUACGUGGAACUUGUACCUUAGUCCAGAUUGGAGUUAACAAACCGUCUUAGCGAUGAUGAUCUUAUGGUCUCUGGUGGCUGGGGAAAUUGAGUCUUGUUGCCUCGGUUUAGAUAGGAUUUCUUCGUCCGUUAAAGAGGCUCCUCAGUCAUUCUUUCUCUUUUCUCAGUGGUGUAUGGUUUAUAGACUUCAGCUUUCUUUGGAGCCCAAAUUCAGAGAGGUGCAAGUACACUUGACAAUUUUGAUGUUUAAAGGUUACAAGGAAUUAAAAUAAUUGUUGGCCUUUGCAGGUGUGUUGGACAUUUCUAAAAGAAUUCAAGCUUUUAGUUUAGAAAGGACUCAUAAAUUUCUCAAUCGGAGUACUAUGAUUUUUUUCCCUUGUACGAAUUGGAGCCCCUAAUCCGGGGUUGAAACCGCAUCAUUGUCCGCCUUUAUAGGAUGAAUUUAUUUCAGAGGAAGUGGCCUUCUGCAUCGGCCAGGGCUUGACACUGCAACUGGGGCGGAAGAGCCAUGGUAGGGCAGUGACGUACGCGGGGAUUUGAGGCUUCACCCGGAAGUUUACAUGGAAAAUUAAAAUUAAUUUAGAAAUACAUUUCUGGGUACGUGCCUUCGGUAAAGGGAUCAUUUCCGGCAAAUAUUUACCUACCGAUUAUUGCACCUACUGUAUUAUCUUCUUCUGGGUUUUUUUUCGCAGGGAAGCUGUAUUUUAGUCAGGCCAUGGUUUGUUACUGUAGGCCGAAGGAACCAAUAGUAGAAGUGCCUCUCCGAAGGAUUUCUUUAACAAGACUCGAUCGGCUGUGGGUUAAUAUUGAUGCUUGAUUCUCUUUCUCCAUUAUGGUUGAAAGAUCCUUGCCGGCAAGUUUCCUGCACAAAUUUCGGUUAAAGUAAUUUCGGCGGAAGUAAAAGUUUGGACAAAGAUCUUCUCCUCGGUCGCGUCUUGCCGCCAGAGGACAGGUCAUUAUGUUUUUUCGACGCAUAGUCCUUCAGCACGUUUUAUCGCCAAUGAUCGUAGUAGAAAAGAUUAGAACUGCAGUCUGUGCUAGCCUUCACCAGUUUGAAGAUAUGUGGACGACAGCUACAUUUUUUUAAUCGUCAAAUAGGGUCUGGCUUUCAUAGGGUCUGGCUUGUCGACAUUCCAUUUAAUUAAGAAUUAACUGAAAGGGGGAAACCUUUCGGCGAAGGCUAAACAAAAGUACAUUAUUUGUCUGUAUACCACCUGGGCAUCUCGGUAGCAACUUUUGACACUCUCCAUAGCAAACACAGGGACAAGACCUCUUGGAUAUUCCCAUACCUAAAAAGUCGAUGAUAUCCUACAUAAAACAUUAACGGGAAAAUUUUCGGGCCCCUUGAUAGCUAAGGCAGGGACAAAACUUUUCGGCCUAUGACUAAGCAAACUUAAAUCUCUGACGAGUGUUCAAGUGAUCAAGACACUUUCUAUACAUUUGACGGUGAUGAGAUCUUUCGUCCCUCGACUAUAUCAAAUGGAAGGCCAAGAGGCUAAAUUAUAAUUAUUCAAAAUGUUGACUCUUUCCGUGGAGAAACUAGAAGGAGUGACCCAAUAUUUUUAAAUACAGAUGAUAAGAUUUUCAAAACGAAUUUUGUGGCUAUUUAUGGUCACUCAUAGAGUAAUUUUUGAGAGUUAUGAUAAUUCAGUAUUUUUGUUAUAUGUGGGGAAAGUACCAUAAGGAUGGGAAGAAUAUUUUCGCGCCUAUCCUAAUACCAACACAAAUACUACGAUGUAUGAAGUCAGAACCAAUCCGCGCUUUCUAGAAGGUAUACAUGUUUUCAAGAGGUGGAUCGAAUUGACAAUUUUCCAACGUAGUCUAUUUUUGGUACAAAUUCUAAUAUUAUUUCAAUAUAUGUUCAAAAAUCGUAAUAUAUGCAUCACACUUAAGUCAGGUAUGAAAUGGGGCAGCAUCGACCCACAUAGAGUUAAAAAUAUAAUAAAGGCUUAAAAACCAUAAAUCUGUUAGCGCAAAAUCCAUUUUACAAUUUUUUUUGAUCCAGUCAUGGCAAAGUGUUCAGCUCUGUAUUCUUGAAGAGAAUUUCCGAUUUGCACCCACAUUCAUAAAUUUUGGUCAACAUUUUCCUUGACCAAUGAGCAAUAAUGUAGUUUUAUAUAAACCACGCUAUAUAUAAAAAAGGUUCUUUUUCCUUAUUUUAUUAGGAAUGUUAAUCAGCUCUGCUCAAAAACCAGACCUCUCCAGUCCAAUUCUACUUAUUUUUUUUUUUAUCAUCAAAAAACCUGUGUUAAACAUAAUUUGUAUAUUUUUUUUGCAAAAAUUCUGGACAACGUCCAGUUUAAAAACAAUCGAAAAGAAUUUUUUGGACUCAUGUGCUUGCACACGGUUUUGAGCAGUGCUGAUGUUAAUUAAAAUUAAUAAUGCUCAUACGCUACAAGUCAUGCGUAAUUAUAAUCAUCAUACGCCUACCAACAUAUGCAGGUUCAAAUUACAAUAUUCUUCAAUUUUAAUUCAUUUAAAAUAUUUUUACUGCAAUAUUUCCUCACCAUCACAACUAUUCCAAAUUUACGAAGCAAAUCCAAUAAGAAAAUACAAUUAAAAAUAUUAUUCCAAAAAAAUCAGGUUUAUUCAAAUUGUUUAUGUGGUAUUUAUAUAUAAAAGAAAAAGUGUGUUUUUUGAUAUCCUUCCAAUAAACAAAACCCUUUCAACAUUUUCAAUAUUAACAAGCAAAAAUAUGAAGUAUGAAAACCAACCAAACCGAAUCGAAACUACCAUAACAUGCAUAUUUAACCACCUUAUUAAGUGUUUCUUAACAACAAAAGUUUAUACGAUUACAAAAACCAAACCAAUAAAAAAUAAUUAUCAAAUACGAGUAUAUUGCAAAACUUAGAAUAUAGAUCGAUCCAUUCCAACCAAACCAGAAGCAGAGGAAGAAAGUGAAGAAGCAUGCAAGACAGUAAACAAAUUAAAUUUCCUUGUAUAUAAAUUAAAUGAUAAUAUUUAAGAAAUUAAUAUUAAAUACAAAUUAAACAAA